Molecule: messenger RNA, 2064 nt
Organism: Amoebophrya sp. A120
Lineage: Eukaryota; Dinophyceae; Syndiniales; Amoebophryaceae
Source: the annotation of a GenBank genome assembly
CCGCCUGGUGCCGAAAAAAUAGCAAAACACAAUCUGUAAUCUCCACCAAAAAACAACCAACAGAAAGAAAAACCAGUGCUUUUGUGCUAAGAAAGUCAAGAGUAUAGUAAAUACACUAGCGAUACGAAAGUCCAAAAAACCAAAACAUCACUGUUUCGAUAGCUGCAGAAGAAAAAUAUCCAAGAGGAGUAGAAAAACAAAAAUCUCUACCGUUGCAAAAGAACAAAAAAGGAAAACAUAAAUUUACAUUUUUCAACAACUAUCCAAAGAACUACCCAAAAAACCUUGAAAAUGUCUGUCAUGCAAAAUUGCAAGAACUACAACACCGAUGAUGGAUUGAAUUUUCCAUGCAGAAUGCGCACCACUAUUUCUUUUUCUCCUCCCGCUCCCCACAACGUGUUUGCAGAAAGAAGAAAAUACAUCAUAGAAAAUUAACUGAACAAACUCUAUCAGAUUGAUAAGGAGACGGGCAAGGGCAAAACGAGCUCCAUCGCCGAACUGUCUCAGCAGUACGAGCAUUUGGUCCUCGACUUUUACACGUGCUGGUGCACCAAAUGCCCGGAUACCGCGAAGGAACUCGAGGGUUUGGCAACCAUAUGGAUUGCAAAAAUGUCUGGGUCUGCAAGAUUGUAACUUGUCAUGCUAAAUCCGAAUCAUGCAAAAAUCUGUGUUGUAUGAGUGCCAAAAGCUGUCCACUUUCAACCAAGUUGGGAGGAAGUUUCUCAUGCAGGAUCGAUAGGCAUGAGAGAGAUCCUUUCCAUCUACGACGCCGGGUGUUCCUUCCAUUCCAAAUCUGUCUGGCAUGACAGCAAAAACCUGUCAUGCGCAAAUAGUACGUGAAAACGCCCCUUAAGGGACCCUACUAUGCAUCCCAAGCAUGACAGACGCAAUCAUCUUGCAUGUUGCGCAUCACAAAUUUACACUAUACAACGUUUUUUUCUUGGAUACCCGCGGCUCGAACGGGGCCGCCUUGAUCUCCAUCGGCAACCCCUUGGCGUUCCAGUUGAUCGCCUCGUAGAAGUAUCAAAUGUAAAAAUGUCUGGGUCUGGAAGAAUGCAACUUGUGAUGCUGCAUUUGAAUUCCAAAAAAAUCUGUAUUGCAUGAGUACCAAAGAAAAUGCAACUUUUGCUACGCUGACACGGCAUUUGUCAUGCGGGAUACGCAUCAAGAAGCCCUCAAAAAAUCUGUAUUGCUAGGGUAUGCAUCACAGACAUCAUGGCUCAUGCAAAACGUGCAUGAAAAGUGUCAGAAUCUUCCAGACCCAGACAUUUUUACAGUUGAUAAGAAGUGGCCCCGCUGCGCCUGCACGCCCGAGUACAGGCCGGUGGGACUGCGGGUCAGGUGCGCGAUCACGUUCGGCACCGCGUUUUUCAGAGCCCAGUAUGAUAUGUAAAAACGCCCCCACCCCAUAGUCAAGUUGGGAACUUAGCAACACAAAUCCAGAAGUUUUGGGAGCCACGCAUGACAAGCUGCAGUCCGUAGUGUAGUGCAUGUUAGCAAGGAAAACCGCAUCACAAAUCCAUCUGCUUAUCCUGUUUGCUGCAUUACAAAUUCCAGAACUCGAUUGAAAAUGCCCCUCAUGGAGAUGCGCAUUACAAAUCUUUCUGUAAUCGCAAAUCUGCAUGACAGCUAUGGGGUGGGGAUGUUUUUACUCAGGAUACCCAGUACCGCAUGUUCGCAUCCGGGUUGUAGCACUUCUUCCCGUCGUGCACCAUGGGCAUGUAUCAAAUGCAAAUAUGUCUGGGUCUGGAAACUUGUGAUGCAAACCAGGGAAUACCGGGCGCACUGCCACUGUCAUACGUGGCCAAGCAUGACACGUUUUUGAGCUGCUAUGUGUAGCGUAUUCCGCAUGGCAGACUGCGCUUUUCCAUCACAGACAAAGCGAUCUUUUUGCAUCUACGCAUGACAGAGUUCCGAGACAUGUCAGACAAGCAUGACAAGUCUGGCAAUCUUCCAGAGGACCCGGACAAAUUUCCAUCUACGACGCCGGGUGUUCCUUCCAGGGCUGCGAGCAGUUCGAUUCCUUCUUCGGGUCGAGGGGAAUCGCGAGAGCCGGGUAGUACA